GGACUCAUGGCUGACACAGGAGCUACACCAAUGCUGAUCUUAGCUCACACGCUUGUGAUACUUUACGCAUUUGCACCGUGCUCUGGGGCAAAUGUUAAAAUUGGUGUCCCUGAAAACUAUGAUGGCAUUUUCCCAUGGUAUCUAACCAAGCUCCACAGCUUGCCUGGUAAUUACAGUGACCUGGUGGUGACAGGGGAUGAUGAGGGGAUAUUUGGAGUCGAUGCUCAGUUUCUGUACGCUCUAAAACCACUGGACAGAGAGAAACAGCCAUCUUACUCUCUGCAGGUGUCCUUCAGAACAUCAGUGCACCGUCAGAGCUUCACUGUCGAAGUGUGUGUCAUCGACAAGAACGACAAUGUGCCUGCUUUCAUUGAGGAGAGCAUGAGAGGCAGCGUUCAGCUCGGCCUUCUCAAAGGUAUCCCAUUCAUGCAGGUGGAGGCCCUGGAUCGUGAUGACCGCAACACCGCCCACGCUGACCUGCGGUUCAGCCUCAUGGAACAGACACCCAGGAUUCCCUCCAGUCAAAUGUUCUUCAUCGAUUCCAUCACUGGAGAGGUUUCUCUCACUGAGGAAGGAGCCUCAACUCUGGACCCAGAGAUGUGCGGCCGUUAUAAGCUCUUAGUGAUGGUGAAGGACAUGGCGGGGAAGGCAAACGCUUUCUUCACCACUGGCAUUGUUACUGUUGAGGUUACUGGAAACACCUGGGCAUCGCCCGACCCUGUACGACUUCAGGAGAACCUCCCAGGCCCCUACCCCAUCCCCAUCUCACAGGUCAAAUGGAGUGGAAGUCAGGCAGAGUACAGUCUGGAGGGGGAGUUUCCAGAGAUGCUGUUCACCAUCAGCAGAGAAGGAGUCAUUUAUCUCAACGCUCCUCUGGACAGAGAGACACAAGACCAGUUCCAGAUUAGUAUUGUGGUUGAGCGUCCAGAUGGCCGAGAGAUUGCCAAGCCUGUGGAGCUGAGGGUGAUGGUGGGCGACGCCAAUGAUAACAGACCCACCUUUCCACAAGCGCAGUACCAUACUGUGGUCAAAGAACUGGCUGCUCGAGGGACAGAAAUCCUGACAGUGCAGGCAGCCGAUAAUGAUGACCCAAAGACAGACAAUGUGCGGAUCUUCUACCGUUUAGUCGGACAAAUUCCAGAGAGUCCUCGUGCCCUCUUCAGAGUGGACCGUGACUCAGGGGUCAUCUCUGUCCAAGCAGACAGUAUGGAAGGCACAGGACCACAGUACACCCUCACCAUCACUGCUGAGGAUGCCAAAGGUCUGAACAGUUCCUGCACUGUGGUUGUGACAGUGCAGGAUGAGAACAACAACCCACCAGUCUUCUCCCAACAUGAGUAUGGCCCCUUUCACAUCCCAGAGGACGCUCCAGUGGGCACCACAGUCACAGCUGUGCUGGCAGGGGAUGCAGAUGUUCGAGGCGGAGACAGCUGGCAGGUGGACUACCGUUUAGAGUCUGGAAACGAGGAGGAGGUCUUUACAUUAGUGACAGACAAGCAGACCAAUGAGGUCUCACUUGUGCUCUCGAAGGUGUUGGACUUUGAGCGUGAGAGUGAGUACAUCCUGGUUCUCAGUGCUCAGAACCCAGUGGCUCUGGUUCGUGGCCGAUAUGGACCUGCAUCCACAGCAACGGUUUCUAUUUAUGUCGACGAUGUGAACGAGGGUCCAAUCCUGUCUCAAAGCCAUUACGAGGUGACCGUCAGAGAAGGCGAGGAACCAGGACGGGUUAUUGCCACCAUCCGGGGUUAUGACCCUGAUUCUCACCCAAUCAGAUAUUCUCUUCAAGGGGACACCAAGAAAUACUUUUCAAUAGGGAAAUACUCUGGAGAACUGAAGACUGUGCAGGCCUUGGACAGAGAGGAGAACAGCACGUACACCAUGGAGGUCAUUGCAGUGGAUGGACGAAACUCUUCUUUAUCUGCAUCCACCCUGGUAACGGUCCAGAUCCUGGAUGUGAAUGACAACAGUCCAGUUCUGGUUGGAGACUACUCCUGGAAGUACCUGUGUACGCCUCGCUGGGAGGACCAAGCUCUGGUGCUGGCCUCCCGGGACAGUGAUGGACCACAGCACGGAGGACGGCUCAACUUCUCCCUGCGCAGUGAUGCCACAGUUCGACGUAAUUGGAAGCUAACACCUAUUAAUGAUACUCACACCAACCUGUCCUUGAACAUCCCAUACCUGGCCCCUGAGGUCUACACUGUGCCCUUCACCAUCUCUGACAGCAGCUCCCCUCCCAGGAGCACCUUCAUAAACUUGCCAGUGACAGUUUGUCCCUGCAACGUCAGAGGGAACUGCAAAAUGGCUGCCAGGCAGUUGCAGGGCAUGCCAACUAUUCAGUCUGCAGUGGGUAUUCUGCUUGGCACCUUUGUGGUCAUAGGAAUUAUCCUCAUUGUUAUAUUUGUGAGACUGUCCUACCAGAACCCCAAAAGGCCGAGCAAAACUAACCAGGAGAGAGUUCCCUUGAAGAUUUCCAUCUAAUUAAGAUGGCGCUCUAUUGUCUGUCCUGCUGACUGUCCUGUCCAACUGGACUAAAGUAACACUGUGUGCUUUCAGGGCACUGAAUCAAAGACCGUGAAUGUCAAAAAAUGAAUGUAUAUAUCAGUGGAUAAGAUGUACUCUGACCUGAAAAGCAAAAUUCCAAGAUACUUUAGAUUAGUUUUUAGAUGUCUAAUAAACGGU
Messenger RNA from Toxotes jaculatrix (banded archerfish), 2679 nucleotides. RefSeq names its product cadherin 16, KSP-cadherin (gene cdh16). Gene Ontology annotation, biological process: adherens junction organization; cell morphogenesis; calcium-dependent cell-cell adhesion. The coding region runs from base 7 to 2478 and encodes 823 amino acids. Lineage: Eukaryota; Metazoa; Chordata; Actinopteri; Toxotidae. Gene Ontology annotation, molecular function: calcium ion binding; cadherin binding. Gene Ontology annotation, cellular component: adherens junction; plasma membrane; catenin complex. The record is from RefSeq and is a predicted model, not a curated record. The transcript is spliced from 17 exons.